Prunus dulcis (almond) is the source of this 1795-nucleotide messenger RNA. Its product is annotated as probable polygalacturonase. The transcript is spliced from 6 exons. Lineage: Eukaryota; Viridiplantae; Streptophyta; Magnoliopsida; Rosales; Rosaceae. Gene Ontology annotation, molecular function: polygalacturonase activity. Gene Ontology annotation, biological process: carbohydrate metabolic process. The record is from RefSeq and is a predicted model, not a curated record. Bases 171 to 1595 code for a protein of 474 amino acids.
CCUUAUAUAUUCCUCCAUGUCGGAGAAGAAUGACAUACGGAAAAUCACCCCGUAUUCUUAUUGUCUGACAUUACGCAUAAGUUUCAAAAGGUCACUUUAAUUACGUUUCUUCACUUCCCUGAAAACCACAGUUUUUGUUUUUGUACAACAUUUCCUUCACUUCCAGACCAAUGGAAGGAAAAUCCAAGAUGUCCAAACUUUCUGGAGCAAUCUUUUUUAUACUGGGAUUGUUUUUCCUAAGAGCCGCAGAAUGUAGAACACCAGCGAAUUGGGGCACGGUCAAGUACUCUGCCCUUAGCUGUCGAAAGCACAGUGCUCUUUUGACUGAUUUUGGAGCCGUUGGCGAUGGCAAAACGUCCAACACAAAGGCCUUCAAGGCGGCCAUUCAUCAUCUAAGCCAGAGUGCAUCCGACGGCGGAGCACAGCUUAUCGUGCCACCGGGGAAGUGGCUAACCGGGAGCUUCAACCUCACCAGCCAUUUCACCCUUUUCCUACACAAGGAUGCUGUUAUUCUUGCAACUCAGGAUGAGUCAGAGUGGCCUCUUGUUUCAGUCCUGCCUUCAUAUGGGAGAGGCAGAGAUGCUCCUGGUGGAAGGUUUAGCAGUCUCAUUUUUGGAACAAACCUCACCGAUGUCGUAAUUACCGGUAACAAUGGAACCAUCGAUGGGCAAGGUGCUUCUUGGUGGAAAAAGUUCAAAGCAGGUCAAUUGAAUGAAACUCGACCUUACAUGAUUGAGAUCAUGUACUCUAAUCAAAUCCAAAUAUCAAAUCUUACUUUGGUCAAUUCUCCUUCUUGGUUUGUCCAUCCCAUAUACAGCAGCAAUAUAACAAUCCAAGGGCUCACUAUCCUUGCACCAAUUAACUCUCCUAACACAGAUGGCAUAGACCCAGAUUCAUGCUCACAAACUAGAAUUGAAGACUGCUUCAUAGUCUCUGGGGAUGACUGCAUUGCAGUAAAGAGUGGAUGGGACCAAUACGGGAUCAAAGUUGGGAUCCCAACAGAGCACCUUGUGAUCAGAAGACUUACCUGCAUUUCACCUGACAGUGCUACCAUUGCUCUAGGCAGUGAGAUGUCAGGUGGAAUUCGCGAUGUUCGAGCUGAGGACAUCACAGCCCUUAGCACUCAAUCCAGUGUGAGGAUAAAAACUUCCCAAGGAAGAGGAGGUUAUGUCAAAGACAUAUUUGUGAGAAGAAUGACCCUCAAGACUAUGAAGUAUGUUUUCUGGAUGACUGGCUCUUAUGGGUCUCACCCGGACCCUGGCUUUGAUCCUAAGGCAUUGCCUUUGAUCCAGAACAUCAACUACAAACAAAUUAAGGCUGAGAAUGUUACUUACUCUGCAAGGCUGGAGGGAAUUCCUAAUGAUCAUUUCAAGGGAAUUUGCAUUUCUAAUGUGACUAUCACACUGACUGAGAAGCCCAAGAAAUUACAAUGGAACUGUACCGAUAUUGCGGGAGUUACAAGCAACGUGACUCCAAAGGCAUGCGAUUUGUUGCCGGAGAAGAAAGAAAUCAUCGAUUGUACUUUCCCAGAAGAUAGGUUGGCGAUUGAAGAUGUUAAGUUGGUGACAUGUUCUGCCAGUCUCCCUAUCUUCUAAGAGUCAUGUAUUAUAUGGGAAUUUUGAUGCUCAAAUGAGGUAGCAUCCUAUGUUUCAAAUAUUAGGAGUCUGAAUGACCAUAAAAUUAAAGUAGUUUUCCAAGAUUUCCUUCUUUUUUCUAUAUGCUAUCCAAUUUGUUCAGCAAUAAUCAAUUGAUAAUGAAAAUCUGAAAGAAUGGAUGACCUCCGUUGCAAGCUCAA